UGCCUUCUCAAAGGCCCCACACUCCUCCACUUCCUGAGGAGGCAGCAGCACGGAGCAGAGACUCCGGCUGUCUUCUGGGUCCCAGCCAUGGCUGCCACAGCCUCGGCCACCUGGCGCCACCCUGGGGGACGGGACAAGGUGAUGUGGAAGGUGCUCGUCGUCACGGCUCUGCUGCAGACGCAGCUCCCAGGAACAGAUGCACAGAGCUUCGGCCUCCUGGACCCCAAACUGUGCUACCUGCUGGACGGAGUCCUCUUCAUCUAUGGCGUCAUUGUCACUGCCCUGUUCCUGAGAGCAAAGUUCGGCAGGAGCCCGGCCGCCCCCGCGAGCCAGCAGGGCGCCAACCAGCUCUACAACGAGCUCAACCUGGGAGGAAGGCAGGAGUAUGAAGUUUUGGAUAAGAGACGAGGCCUGGACCCCGAGAUGGGCGGACAGCAGAGAAGGAGGAACCCUCCGGAAGUCGUGUACAAUGCACUGCAGAAAGACAAGAUGGCGGAGGCCUACAGUGAGAUUGGGGUAAAAGGCGACAACCAGCGGCGGAGAGGGAAGGGGCAUGACGCCCUCUACCAGGGGCUCAGCACGGCCACCAAGGACACCUACGACGCUCUCCACAUGCAGGCCCUGCCUCCUCGCUAACAGCACCCGGCAAGUCGCCCGUCACAGGCCACACCCGAAGGCACCCAGCUUGGGAAAGACACAGGAUAAAGCGUUUGUACCCGGUUCGCUCGAAUUCCUUCCCCACCACGGCGUUCCUCUUUACGAAUAGGAUGCUUCGCGUUGUAACGUUUGCCGCGUGCAGUUUGCGCCCGUCUCCCGCAGAGCGCGUGGGCCCUGGCCCCCCGGGGUGCGCGUCCGCAGGGCUGCGGCCGGCCGUGAGGAGCCCGUGGUGAACCCGCAGGUUCCCCGCCUCGGGCUUCCUGGCGGCCGUGGCCCCGGAGGCUCUGGGCCCCCGCCUGGGAGACGGUGCACACCCCUCAGCCCUGCUCAGUCCGUGUUUCGUCAAGUCCCUGGGGCGCCCCGAGGUCAGCGCGCCCUGAUGGGCUCUGUCGUCCUGCUGCCGCGGGGCGGCUUUGCUCCCGCUGUAGACCCGGCCUCUGUUGGCAACUCCUGCCUUCAGGUCAAGGCCACUUGUAACCGGGGGGAAGGGGCUGUUGUGCGUCCCCGUGGAAGGUCUGGGCAGAGGGGGCCGUG
Hyaena hyaena (striped hyena) is the source of this 1191-nucleotide messenger RNA. RefSeq names its product CD247 molecule (gene CD247). The record is from RefSeq and is a predicted model, not a curated record. Gene Ontology annotation, molecular function: transmembrane signaling receptor activity. Lineage: Eukaryota; Metazoa; Chordata; Mammalia; Carnivora; Hyaenidae. The transcript is spliced from 8 exons. Gene Ontology annotation, biological process: cell surface receptor signaling pathway. Gene Ontology annotation, cellular component: membrane. The coding region runs from base 88 to 636 and encodes 182 amino acids.